This is a messenger RNA of Rattus rattus (black rat), 7425 nucleotides long. Its product is annotated as deleted in malignant brain tumors 1 protein-like. Gene Ontology annotation, cellular component: membrane. The coding region runs from base 1 to 7425 and encodes 2474 amino acids. Lineage: Eukaryota; Metazoa; Chordata; Mammalia; Rodentia; Muridae. The record is from RefSeq and is a predicted model, not a curated record. The transcript is spliced from 67 exons.
AUGAGCUGCCACGCCCGCCUACUUUGGCUGCUGUUCUUCCACGCUGCGAUUCUACCUGAAGCAGCUUGUUACAGGAGGGACAUCAGAGGGUCCGGAGCAAGGCUGGGGAAGGAACGGCCUAAGAGAAGCCCCAUCCAAGGCAUUUCUGAGGAACCUCAAGAAGGAAAUGGUGAAGAGCUGGUGGCAAGGCCUCAAGGCAAUGGAAAUCCAGCCACCAUAUUAUCAGUUCUGCCUGCUGCCAUCUCCACUCAGCCAUCUUCUAAGCUUGCCCCAAGUUCCCUUGCAUCAGUUCUACCUGUGGCUGACCCAGUACCUGGCAGUCGAAGAGCACAUGUGCCCAGGCUCAGCCUCAAUGGUGCUGACAUGUCACCAGAGCCCACUCCAGUAAUAGAUCCCGAUCCCGAGUCAUCGAAGCCAUCAGGAGACUGGGCCCCUGUGCGGCUGUCAGGCAACCAUGGGAGCUGUGCGGGCCGUGUAGAACUCUUCUACCAAGGAGUCUGGGGGACUGUGUGUGAUGACCUCUGGGACCUUACAGAAGCAAACAUCAUCUGCAGGCAGCUGGGGUGUGGCCGGGCUGUGUCAGCCCUGAGUGAAGCUUACUUUGGACAAGGUUCUGGGAAGAUUCUUCUUGACAACGUGCAUUGCAAGGGGCAUGAGGAGCACCUGGAGGAGUGCUCCCACCUUGGGUGGUUCUCCCACAACUGUGAUCACAGUGAAGAUGCCAGUGUCAUCUGUUCAGAUGCUGAAUACGGAAUAGCCACACUAUCAGAUCGUCCAUUGGCUGUCAUGGAAGGAGCAAUGAAUCCAGAAAAAUCUCGGUGUGGUGGAGUUAUUACCAAAGCACCUGGAAAAAUUAAGAAUCCUCCAAUGAAUGAAAUGCAUGACAACAUAACGUGUGUGUGGGAAAUCAGGGCAAAUACCUCUGAUCGUAUACGGCUGGCAUUCCCGUCUCUUGACCUCGACUGCACCAAUGAGUAUUUUGAAAUCCUGGAUGGCCCUCCAUCCUCCGUGAAGUCCCUGGGGAAACCCUGCCGUGGGUUGCACGUCACCUUUGCAUCUCACUCCAACUCGAUGACCCUAGUGUACUACCGAGGCGAGAACGACAUUGGGAAAAACUUCAUGGCUUAUUAUUAUUUUGAAGCUAAAGAGGUAACAACGAAGACCCCGUAUCUGAUCACUAUACCCACAGCAACUUCCAAGAUGGUAACAGAAAGACCACAAUUCUCAAAGCCUGCACAGCCUACACAUACUCCUAAUGGGAAUGUCUCACCUCUUCCCGUGCCUGACUCAGGGGACUGGCCAGAGCUGCGGCUAGUGGGUGGCUCCAAUCGCUGCUCAGGGCGUGUGGAGAUCCUCUACCAGGGAGUCUGGGGGACUGUGUGUGAUGACCUGUGGGACCUGAAUGAAGCUGAGGUCGUGUGCAGACAGCUGGGGUGUGGUCAGGCUGUGUCUGCCCUUGGCAAGGCCUACUUUGGCCCUGGCUCGGGAGAUAUCUUCCUAGAUAACCUCCAAUGUGCUGGGGUGGAGCACUUCCUGGGUCAGUGUGCCCAUUCUGGCUGGUCAGAUCACAACUGUGGCCACCAUGAAGAUGCUGGUGUCAUCUGCUCAGAUGCUGAAAAACCUCUGUCCCAUGUUCCAGGAGACUGGCCAGAACUUCGCCUAGUGGGUGGCUCCAGUCGGUGCUCAGGACGAGUGGAAAUCCUCCACCAGGGAGUCUGGGGCACCAUAUGUGAUGACCUGUGGGGUUCAAAUGAAGCUGAGGUUGUAUGCCGCCAGCUAGAAUGUGGGCAGGCUGUUUCUAGUCUUGGUGGGGCUUACUUUGGCCCAGGCUCAGGAGACAUCUUCCUAGACAAUCUUCAGUGUUCCGGACUGGAACAUUACCUCAGCCAGUGUCCACAUUCGGGAUGGUCUGAACACAACUGUGGCCACCAUGAGGAUGCUGGUGUUAUCUGCUCAGAUUCAGAUGCCCCUCCUCCACCUAUGCCACCAGGUCCUCCUCCAACUUCUCAGGAUCCACUAACAGGAGGAAGUAACUCUUGUGGAGGAGUAAUUUCCAGCCUCUCUGGUUCAUUUACAAGUCCACAGUACCCAGAAAACUAUCCAACAGACAUCCAAUGUGUUUGGGAGAUCCAUGUGGAGAAGAAUUUUCGCAUAGAACUCAUGAUUCCGAAUUUGAACCUGGAAGAUAUCCUUGGAUGUCCCUAUGACUCAGUUGAGAUCUUCGAUGGCCCCAGAAUUCCAUCACUCUCCAUGGGGAAGUUCUGUGCCCCAUCAGCUGUGGUAUUUUUCUCCUCCUCAGACAUCUUGACAGUUGUGUUCCGCAGUGACUACAUGACAACAAACACUGGCUUUUAUGCUUUCUUCAAUGCAAUUCCACAAGACGGAAAGGAGUCAGAAGAAAGACCAGUGCUGCGGUUGGCAGGCAGCUCUGGACAGUGCUCAGGACGAGUGGAGAUCCUCCAUCAGGGGGCCUGGGGCACCGUGUGUGAUGACCUGUGGGACCUGAAUGAAGCUGAGGUUGUAUGCAGACAGCUGGGGUGUGGCCAUGCCAUUGCUGCUCCUGGAAGUGCCUACUUUGGUCCAGGCUCUGGAAGCAUCCUUCUGGACAACAUUCAGUGCUCAGGAAAGGAAAACCACUUUGGCCAGUGUUCCAGCUCUGCCUGGUUAGACCACAAUUGUGGCCACCAUGAGGAUGCUGGAGUUAUCUGCUCAGAUGCAGAAGUGACCCCUUCACCGACAGAAGGAAGUCAGUCCUGUGGAGGAGUAAUUUCAAGUCUCUCAGGCUCCUUCUCCAGUCCUUGGUACCCUACUAACUACCCCACUGACACAGAGUGCGUCUGGGAGAUACACGUGGCUGAGAAGUUCAACAUAGAGCUGACGAUCCCAAGCCUGAAACUGGAGGACAUCUAUGGGUGCCCUUACGACUUUGUGGAAGUGUUCGAUGGACAGCAAGUUGCCUCACUCUCCAUGGGCAAAGUCUGUGCUGGGGCAGAACUCACAUUCCUCUCCUCUUCAAAUUUCAUGACAGUAGUGUUUAAAAGUGACACCAUGAUCACCAACACAGGCUUCUAUGCUCUGUACAACACCAUUCUGCAAGGCGAAAGGCAAAAUGGGAUGGCCUUGAGACUGGUGAAUGGCAGCCACAGGUGCGAGGGCCGAGUAGAGAUCUCUUACAACGGGACCUGGGGCACAGUGUGUGAUGACAGCUGGGACCUGACAGAUGCCAAGGUGGUGUGCCAGCAGCUCGGCUGUGGUAAGGCCUUGUCAGCCCCAGCUGAGAGCUACUUUGACAAAGGCAUGGGCCAUAUCAUGCUGGACGACGUACAGUGCAUGGGGGAUGAAGCAAAGGUGUGGCAAUGCACACAUCUUGGAUGGUUCUCCCACAACUGCGGGCACCAUGAGGAUGCCAGUGUGGUCUGCUCAGGUAUGGACGAGGCACCAAGUGGAGGACCAUCAGAUGAAAUCUUCCACUGCGGUGGUUUGCUCACAAAUAGUUCAGGCUCCUUCUCCAGCCCUUGGUAUCCUAAAAAAUACCCCACAAAUGUGGUGUGUGCCUGGGACAUACAAGUGGAUACCAGUGCUCACAUCAGACUCACCUUUGAAGUGGUCAAGAUGGAAAGUUUCUAUGGCUGCCCUUAUGACUUCAUUGAGAUUUUUGAUGGCCCACAAAGUGAACCAUUUUCGCUGGGGAGAUUCUGCUCUGAAACAACUCCAAUAUUUACCUCUUCCUCAAGCCACAUGAGUGUGGUGUUCCACAGUGAUGCAAUCGUCACCAACAUUGGAUUCUUUGCAUCUUAUGAGUCUCUGUUGCAAGAUGAGAAAAACACAGAUGUGGCACUCAGACUAGCCAAUGGCAGCCACCCAUGUGAGGGCCGCGUGGAGCUCUACUACAAUGGGAGCUGGGGCACGGUGUGUGAUGACAGCUGGGACCUGAGAGAUGCCCAGGUGGUGUGCCGGCAGCUGGGCUGUGGUGGGGCUGUGGUAGCCAUUGGCCGAGCACAUUUUGAGCGAGGCUUAGGCCCCAUUGUCCUGGACGAUGUGGAGUGCAUGGGAACGGAAGCAAGACUGUGGCAGUGUCUGCACAGUGGCUGGCUCGCCCACAACUGUGGCCACCACGAAGAUGCUGGUGUUGUCUGCUCAGCCUCCUUGUCCCAGCCAGCACCAUCCUUUCCUGUGAGUGAUACGAUUUCAGCCUUGCUAGGAAAGCAGCCAGAGGUGCACACAUCACCAGGUCUGGCCCUGCGGCUGGUAAAUGGGACAAGCAGGUGUGAAGGCCGAGUUGAAGUGUGCUUUGCCAACACCUGGGGGACUGUGUGCGACGACAGCUGGUCCAUAGAGGAUGCCCACGUGGUCUGCAGACAACUUGGCUGUGGUCCAGCUUUAUCUGCCCUGCCAGGCAGCAGUUUUGGCCCUGGGUCAGGCAGCAUCGCCCUUGAUGAUGUAAACUGCACAGGAAAAGAAUCUUCCCUGGCAGAGUGCCCUCACAGAGACUGGCUCACCCACAAUUGUGGGCACCAGGAAGAUGCUGGUGUUAUCUGUUCAGAUUCUGCAGCUAAUGGACAUCCAGCUACUCCAGCUCCUGAGGAACAGCCACACGAUUUGCAUCCAGAUCUGCAGCUGGUGAGACUGUCCGAUGGGAGAAGCCAGUGUGAGGGCCGCGUAGAAAUCUACUUCAAUGGGACCUGGGGGACCGUGUGUGACGAUCUUUGGAGCAUACAGGCUGCCCAAGUGGUCUGUCAACAACUGGGCUGUGGGGCAGCCCUGGCAGCCCCCAGGAGCAGUCUAUUUGGGGAUGGCUCUGGCCCCAUCUUCCUAGACGACGUGAGAUGCGUGGGCACAGAGACCAACCUGGGGCACUGCCACCACCUCGGCCUUUCUGUGCACAACUGUGAACACCACGAGGACGCAGGCGCCGUCUGUUCAGCUGUUGGUGUUGCCUCAGCUCCAGCAGGAGUGGUUCCUGCAGCUGACUCGCUUACAAUCAGGUUGGUGGAUGGAAAAAAUCGGUGUGAAGGGAGAGUGGAAGUCCACCACAAUGGCACGUGGGGCACUGUUUGUGAUGACCACUGGGACAUCGAGGACGCCCAUGUGGUGUGCCAGCAACUGAACUGCGGGAAGGGUGUCAGUGCCCUUGGGAGUGGCCACUUUGGAGAGGGUGUAGGGAGCAUCUUCCUGGACGAUGUGAGGUGCCAGGGCAAUGAGACCUCGCUAAGCCAGUGCCACCACCCAGGCUUGUCUGUCCACAACUGUGGCCACCAUGAAGAUGCCAGUGUCAUCUGCUCAGCGUCAGACACAGAAAGGCCAACUUCACCGGGUAAUGUUUCUUUCUUUACUGUUUUCUCGACAUCAGUUCCUACCUCAAAUCCAGCCACAGUUUGGGUCCCUGCAGCUGGCAUCACCACCGCUCUGGUAGAAGUUACUCCUUUAUCUGGUAAGGGCCUCUGCCCACCACACUGCACAGAUGUGCCUUUAACCUCCACUGAAGAGGAGAGCUCCUCUGACACAUCUUCAACCUCAACAAAAUCAAGCCCUCCAAAUGAUGCAUCUUCAGUCUCAGCAGACGAGGAGACAUCCUCUGAUGCAUCUUCAGCCUCGGAAGAAAAAGAGACAUCUUCAGGUGUAUCUUCAUCAGAGGAAGUGGCCUCUUCUGACGUUUCUUCACCCUCAGCAGACACAAGUUCUUCAAACGAUGCAUCUUCGUCCUCAGCAGAAGAGAUAUCCUCUGAUAUGUCUUCAACCUCGGCAGAAGGGGAGAGUGGACAGUCAACUGAUGCAUCUUCAGCCUCAAUGGAUGCCUCCUCAGAUGCGUCUUCCGGCUCUGCAGAAGAUACUGCCUCUGACACCUCUUCAUCCUCAGCAGAAUCAGGCUCUCCAACUGAUGCAUCUUCAGACUCGGCACAGGAGACCUCUUCAGAUAGUUCUUCAGCCUCAGCAGAAGCAAGUUCUCCAGACGUGUCUUCAGCCUCGGCAGAAGGGAAGAGUGGAGAGCCAAGUGAUGCAUCUUCGACCUCUGCAGAAGAAGAGACAUCCUCAGAUACGUCUUCAACCUCAGCAGAAUCAAGCUCUACAACUGAUACAUCUUCAGCCUCAGCAUCAGCAGAAGAGUCCAGCUCCUCUGAAACUUCCUCAGCCUCGGCAGAAGCAAGAUCCCCAGAUGAUAUUUCUUCGACCCCAGCAAAGCCAACCUCUCCAAGGGCCACGGUUCCAACUUUGACAAAAGUGACUCCGUCGCCUGACCUGCCUCUGCGCUUGGUAGGCGGGCGGAACCGCUGUAAGGGCCGGCUGGAGGUGCGGCACGAGGGGGAGUGGGGAACUGUGUGCGAUGACCGCUGGAACAUCAAGAACGCCCGGGUUGUGUGCCGCCUCCUGGGCUGCGGUCCAGCGCUAGGCGCCCCAGGUAGAAGCCACUUUGGACCCGGUACAGGCCCCAUCCUGAUGAAUGAAGUGCGCUGCUCUGGCAGGGAGGACUCUCUGGAGAGCUGUGCCCACGCUGGCUGGACAAGGCACAACUGUCACCACCGCGAGGAUGCUAGCGUGAUCUGUGCAGGUCCAGCAGACUCUCUUGUGCCCAAGGAUAAUGCCCAGCUAUCUUGCUUGCCUCACCUCUUCCAAGCUGUUAUUGACCGAGGCUAUCUCCGGAGACUAGGCUACUCCUCCUGGGACAUCCACUUAAAUGAUAAGAUGUGUCGCCCCCAAGUCACUGGGCGUUACCUUAUCUUCAAUAUUCCGUAUGGCCACUGUGGCACCGUCAUGCAGGAGCACCAGGGCUCUCUCAGCUACUCCAACUCCAUCCGAGGCAGAACGCAAGGCCACCCUGGCCAAGUCAUUGUGAGGCAUAAGUUACCCCAGGUGAAGUUCACCUGCAAAGUGGAUGGCCAGUCUGCAGUUGAAAUCGUGCAUGGGAGUGACACUAAAGACGAAGCCAGCUAUGAUGUAUCUAUUUCAUUUCUCCAGUCACCUGUAUCUCAGAAUACAGGGGGCAGAGCUCCUUUGGCUAGUCAGAGGGAAGAGGUCUUCCUCCAGGCCACCCUCCACAGCCACAACCCCAAUCUGAGGCUCGUCGUGGACACCUGUGUGGCUUCUCCUGAUGCCAGCGAUUUCACAACUGUCAAGUAUGAUUUGAUCCAGGAAGGCUGCAUCAAAGAUAAUUCUUACUCCAACCUCCAUGCCCCUGAGAAGAACGUGGCCCAGUUCAAGUUCAAUGCCUUCAGCUUCCUCAAGAGCUACGAUGUGGUCUACGUGCAGUGUAAAGUUGCUGUCUGCCGACUCGGGGACCACUCUUCCCGAUGCUCACAAGGCUGUCUGAAUCGGGGAAGGAGAGGUGCCGGCUCUGCAGAGGUCAGAGAGGGACAAACUGAGUAUUUCCAAACAGUGGGGCCACUGAAGAUACACAGAGAAGCUAAUCAAAGCAAGGUCCUGGUGUGA